CUGCGUUUCUUCUAUUUUUUUAACGCCCCCCGUCAAAAUCUAUCGUCCCCGCUCCUGUCUUCCCUUGUUUCGCUUUGUUUGAAGGGGAGAAUAGAAAAAGGCGAGCCAUUUACCCCGGAUCCCGAACCCUAACCCUAGGAAUCAUAACCCAGAAGCCCUAAUCCAACGCCGGGAAUGGGGAAGGAGGAGGAGAUCGUGGAGCCGCUGCUGCCGGCGCCGGAGAACGGGGUUUCCGAGGAGGAUAAGAAGAUCCCACCGUGGAGGGAUCAGGUCACGAUUAGGGGUCUGGUGGUGAGCGGGCUUCUGGGGACGCUGUUUUGUAUUAUAACGCAUAAGCUUAAUCUCACGGUGGGGGUGAUUCCAUCCCUUAAUGUGGCUGCUGGGCUUCUGGGGUUUUUCUUCAUUAAGAGUUGGACGGGUUUUCUCAAGGGGAUGGGGCUGUGGACGAAGCCAUUUACCCCGCAGGAGAAUACUGUGAUCCAGACCUGCGUCGUUGCUUGCUAUGGCUUGGCAUUCAGUGGGGGCUUUGGAUCCUACAUGCUAUCAAUGGAUCGGAAAACAUAUGAACUUAUUGGAGUUGAUUAUCCUGGUAACAGGGCAGAGGAUAUUAAAAAUCCUUCCUUGGGAUGGAUGAUUGGUUUCAUGUUUGUUGUGAGUUUUCUUGGGCUGUUUAGCCUCGUUGCACUACGUAAGGUCAUGGUACUUGAUUACAAGCUGACAUAUCCUAGUGGGACAGCCACAGCUAUGCUUAUAAAUAGCUUUCAUACUAAUACGGGAGCUGAGCUUGCAGGGAAGCAAGUUCGUUGCCUGGGAAAAUAUCUUAGCAUAAGCUUCUGUUGGAGCUGCUUUAAGUGGUUCUUCAGUGGUGUAGGAGAUUCCUGUGGCUUUGAUAAUUUUCCCACACUGGGCCUUGCAGCAUUUAAGAAUACGUUCUACUUUGAUUUCAGUCCAACUUAUGUUGGAUGUGGUCUUAUCUGUCCACACAUUGUCAAUUGCUCGGUUCUUCUUGGAGCCAUCGUAUCAUGGGGUUUUCUCUGGCCAUUCAUUGCAAAGCGUGCUGGGGAUUGGUACCCAGAUAACCUUGAAAGCAAUGACUUUAAAGGUCUCUAUGGAUACAAGGUUUUUGUGGCGAUCUCUCUUAUUCUCGGAGAUGGUCUUUACAACUUGAUUAAAAUCAUAGUUCUAACUGUCAAGGAAAUCUUGAAUGCACGCUCGAAAAGGAGUAGCCUUCCUGUUAUCACAACUCAUCAAGACAAUAAGAGCUCCAAGCUGUUAACUGAGGAACGGCUGCGGAAUGAAACAUUCGUUAAAGACAGCAUACCUUCAUGGUUUGCAGCCUCUGGUUAUGUUGGCCUGGCUGCAAUAUCCAUUGCAACAAUACCUAUCAUCUUCCCACCGGUGAAAUGGUACCUUGUCCUUGUGUGCUACAUCCUUGCUCCCGCCCUCGCCUUCUGCAAUUCCUAUGGCACUGGCCUCACUGACUGGAACCUUUGCUCAACCUACGGAAAGAUUGGUCUCUUCAUCUUUGCCUCGAUUAUCGGCAAGGAUGGUGGUGUCAUUGCUGGACUCGCAGCUUGUGGGGUCAUGAUGUCCAUUGUGUCCACUGCUUCUGAUCUCAUGCAGGAUUUCAAGACAGGCUAUCUCACCCUCUCAUCACCACGGUCCAUGUUUGUGUCCCAGUUGAUUGGGACAGCAUUGGGCUGUAUCAUUGCGCCUCUUACUUUCUGGCUGUUUUGGACAGCAUUUGAUAUUGGAUCCCCAGAUGGUGUGUAUAAGGCUCCAUAUGCUGUUAUAUUUCGGGAGAUGGCUAUCUUAGGUGUCGAAGGCUUCUCAACACUCCCAAGGCACUGUCUAGAGAUCUGCUGUGUGUUCUUCGUGGUGGCGCUGGUCAUCAAUCUUUUAAGGGACAUAACUCCGAAGAAUGUAUCAAAAUAUAUCCCGAUACCAAUGGCAAUGGCAGUGCCAUUCUACAUAGGGGCAUACUUUGCAAUUGAUAUGUUUGUUGGAACCGUCAUUUUGUAUAUCUGGGAGCUAGUGAACCGGGAGGAUGCCGAGGACUAUGCUGGAGCAGUGGCAUCUGGCUUGAUCUGUGGUGAUGGAAUCUGGACUGUCCCUUCAGCAAUCCUUUCAAUCUUUAGGAUUGAUCCUCCAAUAUGUAUGUAUUUUGCGCCAUCUCUCGCCGGCUGAAAUAUGUCAACCAUUAGGCCUGGUUGAUUAUUAUUUUAAGAUUUACUACUCUCUGGAAACAUGUAAAAUAGCACGUUGUAAGUAUGUCAACCAGUAGCCCUGGUUGUUGAUUAUUUUAAGAUUUACUGCUAUCUGUAAAUUUGUAAAAUAGCACAUUAUAUUAUGUCUAAUGAGUAAUGUCAGCAUUACUAUAU
Messenger RNA from Elaeis guineensis (African oil palm), 2381 nucleotides. Lineage: Eukaryota; Viridiplantae; Streptophyta; Magnoliopsida; Arecales; Arecaceae. The record is from RefSeq and is a predicted model, not a curated record.